AUGACAACAACAACAACAACAACAUCAUCAUCAUCACCAUCAUCAUCAUCAUCAUCAUCAUCAGUAGUAGCAACAGCAGCAGGAGCAGCAGCAAAACCCAAUGUCGACCAUCGUCAUGAUAAUAUCAGCAGCAACUCCCGCGAAUUUCCGGUUUCUUCUGACUCUAAAGGAAAAUUAAGAAAAUAUUUUCGAUGGAAACACUCCCUUUCUUUAUUAUUGAACACAUCACACUAA
Molecule: messenger RNA, 234 nt
Organism: Cercopithifilaria johnstoni
Lineage: Eukaryota; Metazoa; Nematoda; Chromadorea; Rhabditida; Onchocercidae
Source: the annotation of a GenBank genome assembly